This is a messenger RNA of Scomber japonicus (chub mackerel), 1368 nucleotides long. RefSeq names its product low density lipoprotein receptor class A domain containing 2 (gene ldlrad2). NCBI's taxonomy places the organism in Eukaryota, Metazoa, Chordata, Actinopteri, Scombriformes, Scombridae. The record is from RefSeq and is a predicted model, not a curated record. The coding region runs from base 1 to 1368 and encodes 455 amino acids. The transcript has 7 exons. Gene Ontology annotation, molecular function: protein binding.
AUGGAGAUGACCGGACACGUGAACAGAGGGGACCUAGAGGAGGUUCAACUGGAACAAAAGUCAGAGAGCUGGAGGAUGCAGUUGGAGGUUGAGAGCUGCUCUCAGCGGCUGCUCAGGCUGCUCCUGCUGCUCUGCUUCAUGACUCUGCACAGCUCAGCCAUCGAAACCGAGGGAGAUGAGCUGUUUCCCACCAACAGGGGCUCCCGGGCUCUCCUCUUUGGGACAUUCCUGGAGUCUGAAUCAGUAUCAGAGGAUUCCAUCUCAUGUGUUGUCUCCCUGUCAGUGAACGUGGUGGACUUCUGUGGACAGACCAUCAGAGGAGACGGCAUGAUGGUCAACUCACACCAGGAGUCUAAGAAGUACUACUUUGUGACCAUGGGGACCGACUGCCACCUCACCAUGCAGGCCAGCUCCCCUAAAGACAAGGUCCAGUUCCACUUCCGCUUCUUCCUGGUCUACAGUUUGCUACGAGUGGCCCCUCUGAGCCCGGCCCCUGCCCUUCCAGAGUCCCCUCGUGGCUCUGCCCCUCUUAACCCCAGACAGGAGCCCACCUCAGGUGAAAGCCCGGGGGACCCUUGUCAUGCUGGCUCGUAUGUUCAGUUUUAUGAUGGACGGGACAGGAGCUCACCUGCACUUGGGCCCCCUCUUUGUGGGAAGAGUCCCCCAAGGCCGGUGCUGUCCACAGGAAACUACCUGACACUGAGGCUGGUCACUCGGGGGACUCAACCUAGAGUGGACUUUGUGGGGGACUUCACCUCCUUCAGACUGGGCUUCAACCAAUCGGAGUGCAGCAACGAGCCCUACUUCACCUGCAGGAACGGGAAGUGUAUCCCUCUCAGUCUGGUGUGUGAUGAGAAGGGCAUUGACAACUGUGGGGAUGGAAGUGACCUGGAGGAAAACCUGACCACCGGGUGCAAAGCAGGUCAGCUUUUACCUCCUGAACCUCCACCGGCCUUAGCAACCCCAUCCCCACCUUUUGUGGAUCCACCCACAGUACCCAUUCCUAAACACAUGAGCUGUGGCAUGCCAGACAACCCUCCCAACCAUGAGUCAGUAACAGACUCUCCCGCCUCCUUAUCCUUGUUGAUCCUUUACAUCCUCCUUGGUGUGGUGGCGGGUAGCGUGGUGCUCUGCUGGUGCUGCUGGUCACCCGGUUGGUUCCUGUGGCGAGUCAGCAUUUGUCGCUUCUUACCCUGCUGUAACUCGGCAUGCGCCUCCUGCCAGUUCUGCGCCCGCAGCUGCACCCACAGCAAGGAGCACCGACUGGCCAAAGUCACCCCUCACGCGCCGGUCAAUGGGGCGCCAACAGGAGCGGCCGCCACCACCACCAACAGCGCUGAAGACAACAUUACCACUGCUGCUGUUUAG